AUGCAGGACGCGGGGGAUCAGAGCCGCUCCUCUGCCACCUCGAACAGCCUGUCACUUGCAGCUCUCCAACAUCAGCAAUUGUCUGUACCUACAUCUCACGGUAUAAAUAUCAAUGGGUGGAAUGUGAACACGCAGACAAACAGACCAAGUGUUGGGUUUGGAGAUCCUAUGUCAAGUCCGGGCCAGCUUGAGAGGGACGGCAUUUCAUUAUUCAACUUGACGAAUGAGGCGGAGGCCGCGUCUCGAUGGCAGCAAGAAAUACCUUGGUUCUCACAGAAUCCGUUUCCCUCCCCCGAACUACCUAUAUCGCCAGAGCUUGAAGACCCUAUGCAAGGAAAUGGCUUCACGGGAGCUUCCGAGGAUCUAAACUUUGAUCUCCUGGGCUCACUUGGAAUCUUGACUCAGAAUCGGAUCACACCAGGCCAGAUAUCUCAACCGGGCGGAUUUUCAACCAUGCUUAAUACUCCAGUCUCAUCCGACGGCCACUAUCCAAGAACAGCAUCUAUUGCCGAACCCCACAGUAAUCAGAACUCUCCACUUGAUGUUGAGGCCGACACCGAACAAGGUAAGACUCUGCACGGCGCUGUCAAAGCUGCGCGUGGUACGGACUUGCCAAAUACGGCCGCAACGCGUCCGCAGUAUGGUAUUAGCCAAAACCUGCAGUCAUGUCCUUUCCACAGACUACACAAAGACGAUGAUCUUAUCAAAAUGGUCAGCAACUACCCAAGUGUCAUGUUGCAACCAGGAGUAUAUCCCCCAUUUGUACAUCACAAGCUAUACCGAUGUUCUGCCGGCGACGUGGCAGAACCGCUAGCCAAGGCCUUUUGCUGUGUUGGGGCGUUCUACGCUUCUGUCCCUGUCAGCGAGACAUUUGUCUACUCGCUCAUAAAUGAGGAGACCAAUAAGCUUGUCAAAGGAUUUCAUCAAAUACCCCGUUCUGAUGCGGACAUGCUGGCGGUAGUCCAUGCCAUGUGUAUCUAUCAGAUCCUGGGGUUCUUUGUUAGCGUAAAUCCAGAACAGACGCGUGCAGCCGAGUCACAGCAGAUGUUUUUCCUCAAGAUGACCAGACGUCUCGCCCAACAGUAUCUCCGAACCUCAACAGUCAAGGACGGAGAAGAGAGCAAUUGGCGCAAGUGGCUCAUGGACGAGACAAUUCGCAGAACUGUUUUCCUUGUCAAUGCCAUAAAUACGCUUUCCUGCCGUAUUCAGAAGCAGGACCCGAACUACUUUGAGCCUCUAGACAAUGAUCUCAUUCACAACUUGACUCUGCCAGCACCUGAGGUUGUCUGGAAAGCCUCUUCGGCAGAAGAAUGGACUCUUGCCAAGUCUCAACUUCCUUCUGACGAUUUAGCGCGCACAAAGGUUACUAUUCGCCAGGCUGUUGAUCAGAUCAAGAAUUCAGGAAGACUUGGGGACCGAGGCACUCGAGCUAGCCAGCUACAGUUCGACGUGUUUGAUGACUUCACGAAGCUCGUCAUUGCUACAGCAGAUGUACAGUAGCAGAAUCUGGGAUUUUGCCCCCAAAGCGUAAAUUUUAGAGCGGCUCAUUUCGUCGAUGUAAUCCAUUAUGGUCCUGUCAAUGCUGUGCUUCCUAUGUUGAUGUUAAAUGGCAGCCUGAUGUCUGAAAGGUUACUUGGGAAUGACAAGCUAUUGUAUAUGUAGUUAAUCUAUAACAUCAUUGAAACACC
Molecule: messenger RNA, 1688 nt
Organism: Fusarium odoratissimum NRRL 54006
Lineage: Eukaryota; Fungi; Ascomycota; Sordariomycetes; Hypocreales; Nectriaceae
Exons: 3
Coding region: 1-1500 (499 amino acids)
Source: RefSeq, a predicted model, not a curated record